This is a messenger RNA of Eufriesea mexicana, 318 nucleotides long. RefSeq lists its product as uncharacterized. The record is from RefSeq and is a predicted model, not a curated record. Bases 1 to 318 code for a protein of 105 amino acids. Lineage: Eukaryota; Metazoa; Arthropoda; Insecta; Hymenoptera; Apidae. The transcript has 4 exons.
AUGCCUACAAUAUUUGAACUUCCAUUAAAAAACAAGAGAAAUACAUUUUUCGACAUUUACCUGGAUAAAUCAUCACAUCUAUCUCCAGUAACUUUUGAAUAUAGUGUGAUUGGUUCCGUUUUUAGAUAUAGUGAAUUUUUAAACUCUACGAUAAGUACGAUGUCAACGUCAAAGUCACCAAUAUCCCCUGAUGAUCAUGAAUUCGUUGUCCCGAAAAAAUCCAUUAAAGUACCUAGUGAUAUGACAAUUUGGGAAAAAUCGGAAGCAUAUUGUGUAAGAAUUCGUAUAAUACACUUUUUUAUUACAUAUCAUAGUUAA